This is a messenger RNA of Hemicordylus capensis (graceful crag lizard), 8361 nucleotides long. It is a transcript of the gene NIBAN1, whose product is annotated as niban apoptosis regulator 1. NCBI's taxonomy places the organism in Eukaryota, Metazoa, Chordata, Lepidosauria, Squamata, Cordylidae. The coding region runs from base 424 to 3732 and encodes 1102 amino acids. The transcript is spliced from 14 exons. The record is from RefSeq and is a predicted model, not a curated record.
ACAGGAGAGAAAGUAAGAGACUGACUGCAGCAGGCAGGCAUCUGAGUGGGGAAGAGUCAGUGCUCUUAAGUGGUCGAAUGACGUACUAGGCUCUUGGCUGGAGAGAGGGUCGCUUUUCGCGGCCUGAGUCCCCCUGCUAGGAGGUGGAGUGGGGAAGGAGGAGGCGCCUGAGAAGGCGGUGCCUUUGGGGUGGAGGAAGUUUUGCACUUUGGGCCGCCGCCGCCGAAGGCAAAGAGAAAACCGCUCGGGGUUGAGAGCGAGAGACAGAGUGAGAGGCAAAGAGGAGCCGGCCAGCUCGACGUCCUUCAAUCCCAGCAGCUCCCUCUAAGGAUACUCACACAGACCAUCCCCGCGCCUUGCCUUUCUUCGCUGCCGCAGCAGCCGGUCUCCUUCGCCGCCGCUGCUGCCCCGACCCCCGGCGCGAUGGGAGGAUCUGGCUCCAGUUUGCUGGACGAGAGCAAGUGCACUUACAUCCGAGGAAAGACAGAAGCUGUGAUCAAGAACUUCAGCCCACACUACAAACGUCAAUAUGCUGUGUCCUUUUGCCAGCACAUUCAGAAUGAACUGGAACAAAACAGAGAUCUGCAAUCUCAGUUCUUAAAAACAAAGCCUCCUGCCGAAUCCAGCAUGGUAUUUUUUGAAGGAGAAGUGUCACAUUUUGCUGAAGACUUGAAGAAAUGGAAGGACAGAUGCAUAGUGAUUAAACACAACUAUGCUGUAGAAAGCUUUGAAAGCAAAGAGGCUUUCCAAAAGGGAAUGAGUUCUAAAAGCUGCAUUCUACCUGUUGGAGGCAAAGUACUGACUGCAGAGGAAGACUAUAACAUACUAUCUGAUAAACAUUUUCCAGACCCUAAUGCUUCCAAUGAAAAGGAGAAUGCCCAGGCCUUUGUUGUCCUUCCAAAAGAAUAUCCAGUCUUUCUGUGGCAGCCUUUCCUCAGACAUAGCUACUUCUGCUUCCCGGAUCCAGAGUCUCAGAAACAGUUCAGCACUGCCCUGAAUGACUGCAUCAGACACUUGAACCAAGAUUUUUUCAAGGAGGCCUCAUUUGAAGCGGAAGCAUUUUUAGAAGCUGUCCAGUUUUUCCGUCAGGAGAAAGGCCACUAUGGGUCUUGGGCAAUGAUUACUGGCAAUGAAGUUCAGAUUCUCAGCAACCUUGUCAUGGAGGAGCUCCUACCUAGCCUCCAGAGCAUGCUGCUUCCAAAAAUGAAAGGGAAGAAGAAUGACAGAAAGAGGGCAUGGUUUGGGAUACUGGAAGAUACCUAUCGUUUGGUCCAGGAACAAGUUUCAGAAGGACUAAGUGCCCUGAAAGAUGAAUGCAAAGAAGUUACCAAGGGGCUUGAAGGAACUAUUCGGUCAGACCUAGAUCAGAUUUUGAACUCGAAGAACUUUUUAGCUGGGAAAAUAAAUGGCAAUGUAUCUGAACCUGCCCAGAAAUGCUAUGGUGAGAGUGUUCAGCCCUUUCUAGCUUCAAUAUUGGAGGAACUCAUGGGCCCAGUGAGUUCUGGAUUCAGUGAAGUCCGUCUGCUUUUUGAAAAAGAGGUCAACGAGAUCAGCCAGAGCAUCCAAGCGACAAACGAUGCCAUGAAAAUAAAUGAGAAACUGGAGAAGCUGGUGAGCUUGCCGUACAACUCUGUAAAAAUGGAGCCUUGCUAUCUGAAAGUCAACCUCCUUCAAGAACAGCUGCAGGACCUCAAGAGCCGCUUCAAGUUCUACGAUAUUGACUUGGUUAUUCAAAGGACUCAAAACAUCAUGCAGGAGCUUAUGGAAAAUGCAGUCUAUACCUUUGAGCAGCUGCUUCGCUUAAGCAUACCCUGUGACCUGGCCAAAAUGGCAACAGCCAUUGAAAAAGUCAAACUUCGUGUACUAAAGCAAUAUGACUAUGACAGCAGCACUGUCCGGAAGAAGAUAUUUCAGGAUGCCUUGGUCCAGAUCACUUUGCCCACCCUGCAGCGGACAUUGGCCGCAACAUGUAAACCAGAGCUUCAGAAAUAUGAGCAGUUCAUCUUUGCUGAUCAUACCAGUGUGAUACAAGUUGAAAAUGUCUAUGAAGAGAUUUUACUUCAAAUGUUGCUAGAUGAAAUCCAAAAAGUGAUAAAAGAGGCUGCUCACUUGAAGAAACACAACCUCUUUGAAGAAAUGCACCUGCCUUCGAUCAGUGUAUCCAGUUUGAGUGAUCUAAAAACUCCUUCAGGAUCAGCACAAGCCAGCCCAGCUAGGAAGGCAGCCACCAAGUUGACAGAUGUAUCAUAUACCGACACUCAAAGUAAUGAUGUGUUUACACCAGAAAAAAUCCCUCAGGAGGAAUGCCAUGAGACUGUGGACAAUGAAAAAGAAAUUUCGGCUAUGGCUUCUAGUAUUCCAACUGACACAAAGGAAGAGAUUAUCUUAGAUUUUAGUAGCCGUUUGGAGUCACCCUCUGUGAUCCUUGGAUCUGUAGAAGAAAACAUAGCUCGACGGGUUCCAGAUGUCACAGAAACAAAAGUUGGUGGAGACACAUCAGAAAAUAAGGUACUAGUGGGAGAGGAAAACUUGUCAGUUCCAGAUAGUGUGAGUGAAAUAAGAAACCUGUUGACAUUGACAGUUGAAUUGCCAGUAAAUGUUCCACCUGAGAAUAAAGAAGUUGUACAUGAAUGUGGGAUUUCAAAUCCUCAGGAAUGUUCAGAAGAAAAGGACGAGGACAAAAUGAAAGCAGAGAUAUGUCAAACGUGUGAAAUGCAGGAGCCUCCCAGAAUACUUUCCCCAGAAAGUAUAGAAGCAGAUGAUGUAAAAGUAACAAGCAUUUCCUUGCCACUCAAUGAGGAAUCAGAUUAUAUAAAUGUAGCAAGCAUUUCCUUUCCAUCCAACAUAGAAGCAGAUUAUAUUAAUGUAUCAAGUAUCUCUGUUCCUUCCAGUGCAGAUGAAGAUUAUAUAAAUGCAUCAAGUAUCUCUGGGGAACAAAGCUGCAUUUCUCAAGUGGAGAAAUGCACUUCUUCUGAGGUUCCUAAAGAACCAGGCCUUUGUGAAGCAUCAGGAACAGAACUGGAGACAACAGCAAGCAUCUGGUAUGCUGAUGUAGAAGGUAGUAGUCCUGAUGACCAGUUCCAAACAAAGCAGUAUGCUGAAAGUGGACAAUCUGAUCAGAGGGAAGUAGGUCUUUCCCCACUUCCUUCAGUCUCCGUAGAAGGCAAGUCACAAACAGAGCAACAUGAUGAUGGUAGACAACCUAACCUGAGGGAAGUAGAUGUUUCCUCUCUGCACUUUGUUGCAGUGGAUGAGAAGCCACAAGUGGAACAACAUGCUGAAAAUGAAAAAUCUGACCAGAAGAAUGAAGAAUUUUCUUCCCUUCAUUCUGUCCCAAUGGAUGACAGUUCCCAAACAGGGCAAUAUAUUGAAGGUGGAGAAUCUGACUUGCAAGAAACAGAACUCUCCCCUCUUCAUUCUUCUACAGAAGUAGAUGCUCAGUUGUCCUUUGGUUGUUCUCUUGAAACAGAAGAGUCUGUUUUGAAUAUUGGAAACUUGACAAUAGAACCAAUGGAUUUGCCAGUUUCUCCAGAAGUAAAACAGAGUAAAGAUAGUAAUUUGGAGGCCUUGGUGAACAUAAAAUCAAACGGCUUCACUUUGGUUGAAGUGGAAGAUUCUAAGGGAACAGAUGUGUCCUUGCUGCAUGCUGAUGUUGCAAAUGCUCUGGAAGCUGAAACAGGCACACUGGAAAAUGCUGAGGGUGAUUGUUCUAAGUCACAGUCUGAGAAAUAAGAAAAAAGUUACCUUGGGAAUCCAAAGCCUAACCUUAUGAUCAGAAUCCCCCUAACAUUUGAACAGAGAAAUUUCUUCAGAUUCACAGAUCCUAUUUGAGAGCACUUGUAUACGUUGAAUAUGUAACUAUUUUAGCAUUUUGAUUGCUUUAAAUCAUCUUUCUCCUCGGUUACUGCUUCAUGUCAUUCAUUCAUUCCAACAUCUUAGAAGUGGGCCACUGAAAAUUGGCUACUGUCACUAAUAAGGAGAUUUGUGCAAACUCUCAAUGAGAUGGUGGCAAAACCGUUGAAGCCUUUGACAUUCCUUGGAAACAGCGUUCACUGAAAAUACUCAAUGUGGCUAUUUAAAAUGAAGGACUUGCUCAUAUGGUUGGGAUUGCAGUGUUUGGUCAGUAGCAUUGAGAAAGAAGUGCUAAAAUCAAGUGCAGUUAAGAGAAAAUGAAACUAUGUAGUAGUUGCAUGAAGCAUGUUGAAAGCAAAUGAUCAAUGAAGAAAGGAAUUUACUUAUUGGAACUUUGCACAGCAUAAUGGUGCAUAUGGUUUUGACUAUUGAUAGAAAGAUGCUUGCUUCUGUAUUUUAAGAGCUCUAGUAAAUAUUUUGACAAUGGAGAGGUCAGUUCUCCUCCUCCUUUUGUUUUUUAUACUAUACUGUAUUUAAAACUGCCAGGAUAGUUGGAUCAGGCUUCUUUGUCCCAUUCUUCUGCACCUUUUGCAGAGCACUUUAUAAUUAUUUGUUCAAAGGGAGUGACAACGAUAAAUAUUUAUAUACCGCUUUUCAACAAAAGUUCCCAAAGCAGUUUACAUAGAGAAUAAAUAUAAAGGUGGCUCCCUGUCACUGUUCCCUCUAAGGUGCACGCAUACAAACCCCCAGGCCUCUGCACAGCAGUUUCUAGUGGAUACGCAGUCUCUGCUGCGCCUGCCACGGCCGCCCAGCUGCCCGGUACCCUGUUUCCCCCUCUCCCUGACCGGGCGGCGGCCACUGCCACCUCCUCCCUUCCUCCCUGGCUGGGCACAGCAGGCUUCGCCCCCUUUUUUAAACCUCUGAAAGCCCACCGUGCAUUGUGGCGGGAUGGGGGGCGGUGAGCUCCUUCCACCUCCCCUCCGCUCAAGUGACUGCUCUGAUGUCUGCAGCCCGUUUCUGGCGUGGAAGGAACAUUUCUGUGCUGCGCUUUGCACUAAUUUUUUGGGGGGGGCGGGGAGUUAUGUGCGCACACUGCCUUGAUACUGCCACCCAGAACAAAACUCUUUCUGCUUACUGAUGAUAAAAAAUAGAGGGAGCACUGCUCCCUGUCCCCAAAGGGCUCACAGUCUAAAAAGAAACAUAAGGCAGAUACCAGCAACAGCCACUGAAGGGAUGCAGUGCUGGGGAUGCAUAGGGCUGUUUGCUUUCCCCCUGCUCAAUAAAUAGAAUCAACUCUUUGAAAAGGUGCCUCUGCUCGGUUAGCAGGGGAAUGAUGGAAGUUUUGAGUAAUUUGUAACGUACUUAUUCUGCAGUGCCUUAGCCAGGGUCAUGUGUAAAAAGGAAACAGUUGGAAAUUCUGUGGCAGGCGAUCCAAAUUCUUUACCAAGAAAAGUUGAAGUAUGCAACCUGUAUACAUUACGAAGAGGGUUUACAUCUUAUUUUGCAUAAUUUAUUCUGCUUCUCCCAAUCAUGGAGAGGGAUAGGUAGCUGUGCAGAUUAUCAGGUCAUCCCUGUGCCUGUGUGGGCACUCAGUGGUUAGAACUGUGGAAGCCAGGAGCAGGCUUACUUUGUAAUGAGCAAUUUGGGAUGAUAUUGCCUGCUGUCAUAGCUCCUACCAGAGCCAGAGGAGGGGGGAGUUCUCUGGGGUGAAUCCUUGACUAGAAGGGAUUCAAAGUUGGCUGCCACCAUCCAGUUUAUUUUAAUGUGGGACAAACCACUCUUUCCACAUUAAGACUGGUGGGAGUGGGGGGAACCCUCCUAGAAGGGCUGAGCAGUCAUAGGCCUCCAAAGGUGUGUGACUAAGGCAGACCCAAAAUGAAGAGUAGCACACAUCAGCAACAAGAAUUUAUUAUAUAAACAGAAAAAGGUAUGCACUAAGAACAACUGUCUUUUCAUAAAGCAGAUUGUGAGAGAUUUCAUUAACCUGGCAACUCAGAUCCAAGCAAUACAAUAAAGGAAAAUAACUUCCCUAUCUCAUUACUCACAGGCAGGAAUCUUGGCCUCCCAUUUCCCCAGCACCUUAUCAGCCAGCUUCUUCCUCAGGGCACUCCUGGGACAGACCAACUCAAGAAAAGGUUUUUCUCUACUUCUGUAGAUGGCUGUGAGUGUAGCUCUGGAUUGGUCCUUCUGUUUUGAUUUUCCUGGGCUUUCCCCCUUAUUAGGAAAGGCCCACCCUCCAAGCAGUUGCUUUCAGUGAGACCUAGUCCUCCCUCAAAGCUUCCCCUCACUACACCUGCACCUUUUCUUUUCUAUUUCUUUAAUCAAAAGGGCUAGAUAUUUACUUUUUUCUUUUAAAGCUGAGAAUUCAGGGAUGAGACCUGGGAUAUUUCAGUCGUCCAGGAUCUGAAGCCUUUUCUCCAUGUCCAUGGCCCUGGCACCUCCACGAACUAUGUUUUUACAGUAGCAUGCCACUCCAGAAAUGUUUAAGUUACUGAUAUGGGCAAGUAUGCUGGUUCAGUUAUCAAAGUACAAUUUAUUGCAGUGACACUGGAUAGCAAAUAAUAAGCACAACAUUACAACGAAGGUCCCAAUUAGCACCUGACAGUUCACAAAUCUUUGUGGCAUUUAGCUGUAGAAAAAGCUAUCCCAUUGCAAAUGCUAUCUUAAUUAAAACAAAUACUAACAAGAGAAUUAUGAAGAAUUAUAAUGAUGAUUAUGAUCAUCAUAUAUCUAACUUAAGUUUCAGACAUUUAACUGUACAUCUUUGCCUAUUUUCAUUCUGGGAUAGUGGCUGUUUUCAAGUAAAUGCAUCAAAGGUGGGAUUUCCUAAUGCAUGUGUGGCCAGCCUUGGACAUGGGUGUCACAGUGGGAAAGGUAGUGGGAGUUUGUGGCAUACCUGAGCAGGAAGGCAUACCUGAACAGGAGCAGGAAGGGCAGGCUAUGGCGGAGAAUCAAAUAAAGGUUGCUCUCCCUCACUCAGGAGACAAGUGGCAAAACCACACCAAGGGAUGGGAGACUGCCUACGUACAACCCAUUCUUUGAGCUUGACUUUUGGUACAUUUGUCAAAGAUACUGCCUGUCUAUGUAUGCAAGUCCAAAACCAGGACCUUGUGAAACAGUGUAGUUGAUGCAAACUUAUUCGGGCAGGAUCAGCCGGCCCCACUAUUACUAGGUUAAUCCAUGUAAACAAUUAAGAAUUACUUUAAUUACUCAACUUCCUUGGAAAUGUUGUACAUGCUACAAAUCCAUCGUAAGCCAUGGAGAUAAUUCGCAUAUUCUACUUGCAUGUAAUUAACUUUCCAUAUCAUUUUCCUGAUUAUGGAAGACACAAAGCUGCCACUGAUUAAUAUUUUAGUUAUUUCACAAUCUUUUUGAAAUUCAUAACAAGUAUGAAACAUGACUUCCCCGCUGUGCCACCUAAUGGUGCAUUGAGGAAGUAACUUGGCUAGGGAGCAAGAGGUUGCGGGUAUGUUUCCCAGACUAUGGGAAACACCUAUAUUGGGCAGCAGUCAUAUAGGAAGAUGCUAAAAGGCAUCAGCUUAUACUGUGUGGGAGGUGGCAAUGGUAAACCCCUCCUGUAUUCUACCAAAGAAAACCACAGGGCUCUGUGAUUGCCAGAAGUCGACAUCGACUCAAUGGCACACUUUACCUUUAGACAUUUACCUUUAUGAGACAUUUGAGGAAACCAUUUGACUGAGGGAUUUUGAUAUAAGAAUUUAAAAGUAAUGAAAACUGAAAACUAUGGAUGUAAGUUACUUUUUAGUUGGCCAUCUGGAGCUAAUUCCGAAGUACAGUAUUUGUAAACUUUUGUUUACAGCCCUCAGAGCUAGGUGUUUCCCCUUUAAAAGACUAUAGAUAUAUCCCUAUUCACGUUUUGUUCAACACAUGUACAAUCUGUGUAGUUUAUGCUCCUGCUCUCCAUGUUGUUGAUUGGAGAAACUUCAAUGUAAUGGUGUCAGGACACGUGGUAAGCCAUCUUAGACAUUAAGGGAAGGGGAGAGGUAGAUUUGAUAUGUGGCGCCAGUUUUGUCGACAGUAUGGCCAAGUGUUCCUUUUAAUGUGUAGUUCUGCCUUUAUUGUCUUCUCAAUUUGGAGCUGCAAAAAGCUUACUUACAAUCUAAUCUUAACCAUACUUGCUUGGAAACAGGUCCCAUUGCUUUAUUUUGGGCCUGCUUCAUAGGUCCAAGUAACUACAUUUAGGUAUGAAGCCUUAAAAGGUAAAUCUCAGAUAUUGUGGUUUAUCUUAUUGAAGGUUUGUUGGGUACUUGACUAACAAACAUUAGCUCUUAUGCUGUCAUUUCAGUUUUGUGAAUUUCAAGAAGUAUAAUCAGUGCGCAGUAGCUUCAUGUGUAAAUAACUGUUAAUGUCAAAAUAUUUCAGGUAUCAUUUAGAAUUCAUGUGUACAUAUUUCAUCUGAUUACCCAGCUUGAGCAGAUAAAUUGUGAAACACAGUGUAACAUGUUUAAUCCUUCUCAAGUGCUUGUGCCAAAAUAAAAUAUUAUUAUCUCC